Rosa chinensis is the source of this 1560-nucleotide messenger RNA. RefSeq names its product protein RICE SALT SENSITIVE 3. The record is from RefSeq and is a predicted model, not a curated record. Lineage: Eukaryota; Viridiplantae; Streptophyta; Magnoliopsida; Rosales; Rosaceae. Bases 198 to 1424 code for a protein of 408 amino acids. The transcript has 6 exons.
UCACUCUCAAGUCUCAAAGAGAGGAGAGAGAGGGUAGUAUAAAUGUGAGAGAUCCAUGUAGGUGAGCUCAUAUAUCAUCAUAUAAAGUAGGAUAGGAUGUUGGGGUUUUCCUUCUCAUCUUUAACUCAAAGAUAGAAGAAGAAGAAGAAGAAGAAGAAGAAGCAGGUAGAGAUUGAGAGACUACUAGCUAGCUAGCAAUGGAAGAACAUAUUAACCCUUUGGCAGUGACUCAUCUGCUUCAACACACACUGAGAAGCUUGUGCAGUCAAGAAAAUUCACAGUGGAUUUAUGCUGUCUUUUGGAGGAUCCUCCCAAGAAACUACCCACCACCCAAGUGGGAAGGUCAUGGAGCUUAUGACAGGUCAAGAGGGAACAGAAGGAACUGGAUAUUGGUUUGGGAAGAUGGUUUCUGCAACUUUGGUGCCUCAGCCUCACCAGCUCAUGAUCAGAUCAACUCAUCCAAUGGUGAGUGUCCAGGUGGCCCUUCAGUUUAUGGCGGUGAUCAAUUUCAACAUCACCAGUACUACCAUGGUCUGCAACCUGAGCUUUUCUUCAAGAUGUCCCAUGAGAUCUACAACUAUGGAGAAGGGUUGAUAGGGAAAGUGGCAGCAGAUCAUAGUCAUAAGUGGAUAUACAAAGAACCAAAUGAUCAGCAUCAAGAAAUCAACUUUUUAUCAGCAUGGCACAACUCAGCUGACUCGCACCCUAGGACAUGGGAAGCCCAGUUCCAGUCUGGCAUAAAGACCAUAGCUCUGAUAGCAGUGAGAGAAGGUGUAGUUCAGUUAGGAGCAAUUAACAAGGUGGUUGAAGAUCUGAGCUAUGUUGUUUUGCUCAGAAAGAAGCUGAGCUACAUUGAGAGCAUCCCUGGAGUUCUUCUGCCUCACCCAUCAUCUCUAUCAUUCCCCAGCUUCAAGCCUGACCCUCAUGGCUAUGGUAAUAUGGGUGCCCCUCCAGAUCAUCAUAGUCAUGCAUGGCACAAUUUCCAAGGCAUGGGCACUAAUGCUACAAAUCUUCUUGUCCCACCACAUCCAAGUACUACUCAUGACCAAUAUUAUGAGCACCAUUUCAACAUGAACCAUCAUCAAGUGCCAAUGUUGAAAAACAUAACACCCUCCAUGAGUAGCCUUGAAGCUCUCCUCUCCAAGCUUCCCUCGGUGGUGCCCUCAACACCUAAUACUACUCAUGAUCAUCACCAGUUUCCAGAAUCAUCUCAUCAUCAUCAUCAUCAUCAUGGAGGUGGAACUAUGCAAUUUAUGGCGACUACGGAGCAGAUGGUAGUGGCCAAGGAGGAGACUGAUGUUCAAGAAGAGGAGGAAUACAUGGCACCGGAUCACAAGAACGUUUGUGUUAACGCCGGGGAGAGCAGCACUUCUAUGUCCGCCGCCUACGGCAGUCAACAACCCCAGCAUUUCCAUCACCACUGAGAUCAGCUAGCAGAUAUAUAUAUUGUACGUGUAAUCGAUCAGGAGCUAUAGCUAGCUAGCUAGCUAGCGAAGCAAACAGUAUCAGAUAUUGCUGAUUAAUUAAGUAAUGUCAAUUAAUGCUAAUUUUAAUUUCUUA